Molecule: messenger RNA, 7700 nt
Organism: Nanorana parkeri
Lineage: Eukaryota; Metazoa; Chordata; Amphibia; Anura; Dicroglossidae
Gene: SPTAN1
Product: spectrin alpha, non-erythrocytic 1
Exons: 57
Coding region: 102-7535 (2477 amino acids)
Biological process (GO): actin cytoskeleton organization
Cellular component (GO): cortical actin cytoskeleton; cell junction; plasma membrane
Molecular function (GO): calcium ion binding; actin filament binding
Source: RefSeq, a predicted model, not a curated record
CCCCGGGUACAAGUAGGGCGAGCCCCGCGCGACGCUACCAGACGACGAUCCGGAGAUCAGGAGCGAGGAAGCAGGAGUGCAAAACACCCGUAAAGCCGAAAAUGGAUUCAGGUGGAGUUAAAGUGCUGGAGUCAGCAGAUGACAUCCAGGAGAGAAGACAGCAGGUUUUGGAUCGUUACAAGCGGUUCAAGGAGCUUUCCGGCAUCAGGCGCCAGAAGCUAGAGGACUCCUACCGAUUCCAGUUCUUUCAACGCGAUGCUGACGAGCUUGAAAAAUGGAUCCAGGAGAAGCUCCAGAUCGCUUCCGACGAAAACUACAAGGAUCCCACAAACCUUCAGGGAAAACUCCAGAAACACCAGGCAUUCGAGGCUGAAGUCCAGGCCAAUUCUGGAGCCAUUGUUAAACUGGACGAGACUGGAAAUCUGAUGAUCUCAGAAUCUCAUUUUUCCUCCGAGACUAUCCGAUUACGUUUAGUGGAGCUGCAUCGUCUAUGGGAACUCUUACUGAUGAAGAUGCAAGAGAAAGGAAUCAAACUGCAGCAGGCCCAAAAACUGGUCCAGUACCUGCGGGAAUGUGAGGAUGUUCUGGAUUGGAUCAAUGACAAGGAAGCCAUUGUGACAUCAGAGGAGCUGGGGCAAGAUCUGGAGCAUGUGGAAGUCUUGCAGAAGAAGUUUGAAGAGUUCCAAACGGACUUGGCAGCCCACGAGGAGAGAGUGAAUGAAGUUAAUCAGUUAGCCGGAAAGUUGGCCCAAGAGGAACAUCCUGAACUUGAAAUAAUAAAGACCAAACAAGAGGAAGUCAAUACCAGCUGGCAGAGAUUGAAAGGCCUGUCUCAGCAGAGACAAGGCAAACUGUUUGGAGCUGCCGAAGUCCAGCGUUUUAACAGAGAUGUGGAUGAGACUAUUGGCUGGAUCAGGGAGAAGGAGCAGCUGAUGGCAUCAGAUGACUUUGGAAGAGACUUGGCCAGCGUGCAAGCUCUCCUGCGUAAGCAUGAAGGACUGGAGCGAGACCUGGCAGCUCUUGAGGAGAAGGUAAAAGCCCUGUGCUCAGAGUCGGAGCGCCUGCAGCAGUCCCACCCUCAGAAUGCGCAACAGAUUCAGGUGAAAGGGACUGAGCUGAUCAACAACUGGGAGCAGAUCCGCACUUUGGCAGCUGAGCGCCACACCCGCCUCUACGACGCCUACAAGCUACAGAGAUUCCUUGCAGACUUUAGAGACUUGACUAGCUGGGUAACCGAAAUGAAGGCUCUCAUCAAUGCUGAUGAACUAGCCAAUGAUGUGGCUGGAGCGGAGGCUCUUCUCGAUAGACACCAAGAACAUAAGGGAGAAAUUGAUGCCCAUGAGGACAGUUUCAAAGCCGCAGACGCCGCAGGACAGGACUUGCUCAAUGCUGGACACUAUGCCUCAGAGGAAGUCAAGGAGAAGCUCACCAUCUUGGCAGAAGAGAGGUCCUCCCUCCUGGAGCUGUGGGAGCUGCGCAGACAGCAGUAUGAGCAGUGUAUGGACCUGCAACUUUUCUACAGGGAUACCGAACAAGUGGACAACUGGAUGAGCAAGCAGGAAGCCUUCCUGCUCAAUGAAGACCUGGGAGAUUCUCUGGAUAGUGUGGAGGCACUUCUGAAGAAACAUGAAGAUUUUGAAAAAUCCCUCAGUGCCCAAGAAGAGAAGAUCACGGCCCUUGAUGAAUUUGCCACAAAACUUAUUCAGAAUAAACACUAUGCAAUGGAUGAUGUUGCCACGCGCAGAGACGCGCUCCUAAGUCGUCGUAACACACUUCAUGAGCGAGCUCUUUACCGUCGCACUCAGCUGGCCGACUCCUUCCAUCUCCAGCAGUUCCUCAGGGACUCUGAUGAAUUGAAGAGCUGGAUUAAUGAGAAGAUGAAGACUGCCACUGAUGAGGCCUACAAGGAUCCCUCCAAUCUCCAGGGUAAGGUGCAGAAACACCAGGCUUUUGAGGCUGAACUCUCUGCCAACCAGAGUCGCAUUGAUGCACUGGAGAAUUCUGGACAGAAAUUGAUCGAUGUCAACCAUUAUGCAUCCGAUGAGGUGGCAGCUCGUAUGGACGAAGUCCUCACCUUGUGGAAAAGGCUGUUGGAAGCCACUGAACUGAAAGGCAUUAAGCUACGCGAAGCCAACCAGCAACAACAAUUUAAUCGGAAUGUGGAGGACAUCGAACUGUGGUUAUAUGAGGUGGAGGGACAUUUGGCUUCAGAUGACUAUGGCAAAGAUUUAACUAAUGUGCAGAACCUUCAGAAGAAGCAUGCUCUACUAGAAGCUGAUGUGACGGCUCACCAGGACCGUAUAGAUGGGAUCACCAUCCAGGCACGUCAGUUUCAGGAGGCCGGACAUUUCGAUUCGGAUAACAUCAAGAAAAAGCAGGAGGCUUUGGUCGGACGCUAUGAAGCUUUAAAAGAACCCAUGGUUGCUCGCAAACAGAAGCUAUCUGACUCUCUGCGUCUGCAGCAGCUGUUCAGAGAUAUUGAAGAUGAAGAAACCUGGAUCAGGGAGAAGGAACCUAUUGCUGCCUCCACAAACAGAGGCAAGGAUUUGAUCGGUGUUCAGAACCUGCUGAAGAAGCACCAGGCUUUGCAAGCUGAAAUAGCUGGACACGAGCCACGUAUCAAAGCUGUCACACAAAAGGGAAACAACAUGAUCACUGAAGGACAUUUUGCGUCUGAUGAUGUGAAAGUGAAGUUGAGGGAACUGAACGAUAAGUGGGCAUCUCUGAGGAACAAGGCAUCACAGCGAAGACAGGAUCUAGAAGAUUCUCUCCAGGCUCAGCAGUACUUUGCUGAUGCCAAUGAAGCCGAGUCCUGGAUGAGAGAAAAGGAGCCAAUUGUAGGAAGCACCGACUAUGGCAAAGAUGAGGACUCUGCAGAGGCUCUUCUGAAGAAACACGAAGCUCUGAUGUCUGAUCUCCGGGCAUAUGGAAGCAGCAUCCAAUCGCUAAGGGAGCAGGCCCAAGGUUGCCGGCAACAAGUUGCACCAACAGAUGACGAGACUGGAAAGGAGCUAGUUCUGGCUUUGUAUGAUUAUCAGGAGAAGAGCCCAAGGGAAGUGACCAUGAAGAAAGGAGACAUCCUAACGCUGUUGAAUAGCACAAAUAAGGACUGGUGGAAAGUGGAAGUGAAUGACCGUCAGGGCUUUGUACCUGCUGCGUAUGUGAAGAAGCUGGAUCCCGCACAGUCUGCUUCUCGGGAAAACCUGCUGGAUGAACAAGGAAGCAUUGCAUUGCGUCAGGAACAGAUCGAUGGACAGGCUGUCCUAUCAAAGGAAGCUGGCAGUGUAUCUCUGCGUAUGAAUCAGGUUUCAGAAUUAUAUCACAACAUCUUGGAGGUGGGGGAGAAGCGUAAAGACAUGUUGGAGAAAAGCUGCAAGAAGUUUAUGCUGUUCCGUGAAGCCAAUGAACUUCAGCAGUGGAUCAAUGAGAAGGAAACUGCGCUCAACAGUGAGGAAGUUGCGGCAGAUCUGGAGCAAGUUGAAGUGUUGCAGAAGAAGUUCGAUGAUUUCCAGAAGGAUUUGAAGGCUAAUGAAUCACGUCUGAAGGAUAUCAACAAGGUUGCCGAUGAGUUGGAAUCUGAGGGGCUCAUAACUGAAGAAGUCCAGGCUGUACAACAGCAGGAGGUGUAUGGCAGCAUGCCAAAGGAUGAGGCUGAUGCCAAGGGAGCAUCGCCAUGGAAGAGUGUGAGGACAGCCGUGAACGCUGUGGCUACAUUUAAUUCAAUCAAGGAGCUGAAUGACCAGUGGAAGUCCCUUCAGCAGUUGGCAGAGGAGAGAAGCCAGCUGCUGGGCAGCGCUCAUGAAGUGCAGAGAUUCCACAGAGAUGCAGAUGAGACCAAAGAAUGGAUUGAGGAGAAGAACCAGGCUCUAAACACUGACAGCUACGGACACGAUCUGGCCAGCGUUCAAGCACUGCAGCGAAAGCACGAGGGAUUCGAGAGAGACCUUGCCGCUUUGGGAGACAAGGUAAAUUCCCUGGGAGAGACUGCAGAGCGACUGAUCCAGUCACAUCCAGAAUCUGCUGAGGACAUCCAGGAGAAGUGCACAGAGCUGAACCAAGCUUGGAACAGCCUUGGCAAAAGGGCUGACAAACGUAAAGAUAAGCUAGGAGAUUCUCAUGACCUGCAGCGCUUCCUGAGUGACUUCAGGGACCUAAUGUCCUGGAUCAAUGGAAUCCGUGGCUUGGUAUCAUCUGAUGAGCUUGCCAAAGAUGUCACUGGAGCCGAAGCCCUGUUGGAGAGACACCAGGAGCACCGCACAGAGAUUGACGCCAGAGUUGGCACUUUCCAGGCCUUUGAGCAGUUUGGGCAGCAGCUGCUGGCUCGCGGGCAUUACGCCAGCCCUGAAAUCAAGGAAAAGCUGGACAUACUAGAUCUGGAACGUGCCAGUUUGGAAAAAGCCUGGGUGCAGCGCAGGAUGAUGCUGGAUCAGUGCUUGGAACUGCAGCUCUUCAAUAGAGACUGCGAGCAAGCUGAAAACUGGAUGGCUGCCCGUGAGGCUUUCCUUAACAGCGAAGACAAAGGGGACUCAUUGGACAGCGUUGAGGCUCUCAUCAAGAAACACGAGGACUUCGAUAAAGCUAUUAAUGUACAGGAAGAGAAGAUCGCAGCUUUACAGGGUUUCGCUGACCAGUUAAUAACCGCCGACCACUAUGCCAAGGGAGACAUUGCCACUCGCCGUAAUGAAGUACUAGACAGGUGGCGUCGUCUGAAGGCUCAGAUGAUUGAGAAGCGAUCCAAGCUUGGCGAAUCUCAGACUCUGCAACAAUUUAGUAGAGAUGUAGAUGAGAUUGAAGCCUGGAUCAGCGAGAAGCUUCAGACUGCAAGCGAUGAGUCCUACAAGGAUCCCACAAACAUCCAGCUUUCCAAACUCCUGAGCAAACAUCAGAAGCACCAGGCAUUUGAGGCUGAGCUGCAAGCUAAUGCAGAUCGUAUCCGUGGUGUCAUAGACAUGGGCAAUUCCCUCAUAGAUCGUGGAGCUUGUGCCGGCAGCGAGGAUGCAGUGAAGGCUCGUUUAGCAGCACUGGCAGACCAGUGGCAGUUCCUGGUGCACAAAUCUGGUGAGAAGAGCCAAAAGUUGAAAGAGGCCAACAGGCAGCAAAACUUCAACACUGGCAUCAAGGACUUUGAUUUCUGGCUGUCUGAGGUGGAGGCUUUGCUAGCCUCAGAGGAUUAUGGGAAGGACUUGGCAUCUGUCAAUAACUUGCUGAAGAAACACCAGCUGCUUGAAGCUGAUAUAUCUGCCCAUGAGGACCGUCUGAAGGAUUUGAACGGACAGGCUGACAGCCUGAUGACCAGUAGUGCUUUUGAUACUUCCCAAGUGAAGGAGAAGCGUGAUGCCAUCAAUGAUCGCUUCCAGCGCAUUAAAGGAAUGGCGACUGGUCGCCGCAGUAAGCUCAACGAGUCCCAUCGCCUUCAUCAGUUCUUCAGAGACUUGGAUGAUGAGGAGUCUUGGAUCAAGGAGAAGAAACUCUUGGUUGGCUCCGAUGAUUAUGGCCGAGAUCUGACUGGAGUGCAAAAUCUGAGAAAGAAACACAAGAGACUGGAGGCAGAACUGGCUGCCCAUGAGCCAGCUAUUCAGGGUGUUCUGGAGACUGGUAAGAAACUAGCCGAUGACAACACUAUUGGAAAGGAUGAAAUUCAGCAGAGACUGGCUCAGUUUGUGGAACACUGGAAGGAGCUCAAGCAGCAAGCCUCAGCCAGGGGUCAGAGGCUGGAAGAAUCUCUGGAGUACCAACAGUUUGUUGCCAAUGUUGAAGAAGAGGAAGCUUGGAUCAAUGAGAAGAUGACUCUGGUUGCCAGUGAGGACUAUGGUGAUACCCUGGCUGCCAUUCAGGGAUUACUCAAGAAGCACGAGGCAUUUGAGACAGACUUCUCAGUACACAAGGAAAGGGUUCAUGAUGUCUGCGCUAACGGAGAAGAUCUUAUCCGAAAGAAUAAUCAUCACGUAGAUAAUAUCAGCGCCAAAAUGCAAGGCCUUAGGGGCAAAGUGUCAGAGCUUGAGAAGGCAGCCGCUCAGCGCAAAGCCAAACUUGAUGAAAACUCUGCCUUCCUGCAGUUUAACUGGAAGGCGGAUGUGGUGGAAUCCUGGAUAGGUGAGAAGGAAAACAGCCUGAAGACAGAUGACUAUGGCAGAGAUCUGUCCUCUGUGCAGACACUUCUUACUAAGCAGGAAACCUUUGAUGCUGGACUCCAAGCAUUCCAACAGGAAGGCAUCACCAACAUCACUGCACUAAAAGACAAGUUACUUGCAGCCAAGCAUGUGCAGUCCAGGGCUAUCGAGACCCGCCAUGCCUCCCUGAUGAAACGAUGGAACCAACUGCUGGAUAAUUCUGCUGCCCGAAAGAAGAAGCUUCUGGAGGCACAAGAGCACUACAGAAAGGUCGAAGACUUAUUCUUGACAUUUGCCAAGAAAGCAUCUGCAUUCAACAGCUGGUUUGAGAACGCAGAAGAGGACCUGACUGAUCCAGUCCGCUGCAAUUCCCUUGAGGAAAUCAAGGCUCUGCGUGAAGCACACGAUGCAUUCCGAAACUCCCUCAGCUCCGCGCAGACUGACUUCAACCAGCUAGCUGAACUGGACCGACAGAUCAAGGGUUUCCGGGUGGCUUCCAAUCCAUACACCUGGUUCACCAUGGAAGCUCUGGAAGAGACUUGGCGCAACCUGCAGAAAAUCAUAAAGGAACGUGAACUGGAACUUCAGAAGGAACAGCGAAGACAAGAGGAGAACGAUAAGCUGCGUCAAGAGUUUGCCCAACAUGCCAAUGCAUUCCAUCAGUGGAUCCAGGAGACUAGGACCUAUCUUCUGGACGGGUCUUGCAUGGUUGAAGAAUCUGGAACAUUGGAGUCUCAAUUGGAAGCCACUAAGAGGAAGCAUCAGGAGAUUCGGGCAAUGAGAAGUCAGCUGAAAAAGAUAGAGGACCUGGGAGCGGCUAUGGAGGAGGCAUUGAUAUUGGACAAUAAAUACACAGAACACAGUACAGUGGGACUGGCACAACAAUGGGACCAAUUAGAUCAGCUGGGCAUGAGAAUGCAACACAACCUCGAACAGCAAAUCCAAGCCAGAAACACAACGGGUGUCACAGAAGAAGCUCUUAAGGAAUUCAGCAUGAUGUUCAAGCACUUCGACAAGGACAAGUCUGGUCGUCUUAACCACCAGGAGUUCAAGUCUUGCUUGAGGUCUCUUGGAUACGAUCUUCCAAUGGUGGAGGAAGGAGAACCUGAUCCAGAAUUUGAAAACAUCCUAGACAUCGUAGACCCCAACAGAGACGGGCACGUGUCCUUACAAGAAUACAUGGCAUUCAUGAUUAGCAGGGAAACUGAAAAUGUGAAGUCCAGCGAGGAAAUUGAAAGUGCAUUCCGGGCGCUCAGCACUGAGCAGAAACCAUUUGUCACAAAGGAAGAACUCUACCAGAACCUGACACGUGAACAGGCAGACUACUGCAUCUCACACAUGAAACCUUAUACGGACAGUAAGGGCCGAGAGUUGCCCUCUGCAUACGACUAUGUGGAAUUCACGCGUUCGUUAUUCGUGAACUGACGUAGCCGAAUUAAAGCUCUUGCUCGUGCCUGCUACCUUUGGCUGUGCAUGUCCUCUUUCUACCCACACCCCGUACCUGCACUGUGUUGUCAUUGUUUUAGCUUUGGGUCUAGCCAACUGAAGAAGCAAUAUAAGCAGUGUGCUUUAAUAAACGCUAAAUAUUCA